This is a messenger RNA of Pseudovirgaria hyperparasitica, 408 nucleotides long. RefSeq lists its product as uncharacterized. The record is from RefSeq and is a predicted model, not a curated record. Bases 1 to 408 code for a protein of 135 amino acids. The transcript has a single exon. NCBI's taxonomy places the organism in Eukaryota, Fungi, Ascomycota, Dothideomycetes, Acrospermales, Acrospermaceae.
AUGCUCACCACAAACCACACCAGCCUCCUCCUCUCCCUCCUUCUCUCGCCCAUCCUCGCACCCAUCGCCAGAUCCAUGUUCGCGACCAUCCACGCCAGCAUACGCGCCCUACGCACCGCCAUACACACCAUCCUGCGCGACAUUGCCAUCUUCGCCAUCGGAUACAUUACCGUGCUCGUGCUUGUCCUUGCGCUCGCUCAGUUGGCGGUGCUGGUGCUUCGGUCAGCUGCGGCAGCGCAUGUGGCUGCUAUGACGAUGAUGAUGACGACGACGGCUACGACAACGACGACAACAACAACGAUGGGCGCGGGCGCGGGUGUGGCGGCGAAUGUCACGUUUGCUGUUGCUUCUCUUGCUGCGCUUCGCGGUGUGGGUGACGGGCUUUCCGUGGGAGGAGCUUUGGUGUGA